GCGCGAGAUUUUUCCCGGAUCAACCUUAACACGUAUAGCCACCAUGUCACAGAUACAGCAACAGUUAGAGAACAUACCUGGGUAUGACAUAGUCAUGGACUAUUUCAAUGACUAUGCCGAAGAGCAUUUUAAUUCGGUCGAUCCGUACGAAGAUGAGGACGGCAAUAAGCGGAAGCUCCCCGCCGACAUCACCAACAAACGUGAACAAAAAGCGUGGAAGAAGAUCCAGAGCCAGGCAUGGACUCAUGACAAGUGUUUUCUUGGACUGUGUGGAGUAGGCAUGGAUUGUGGGUUGGGAUUGGCACCAAUUGUCGUGUUUAUUUUCCCGGUGUUGGGCCCAAUUAUGUUAUACCUUGUCCAUGCGAGAUUGAUUAGGUUGGCCCAGGAGAAUUUCAAUUUACCGAAUAAGCUAGUGGCAAGAUUACAGAGUAAUAUUGUAAUUGAUCUUGUGAUUACGUUUCCGCCACUUAUUGGUAGUUUCUUUGGCUGGUUGCAUGGAUGUAGUACUCGGAAUGCCGGGUUGAUUUAUGGGUUUGUGCUGAAAAUGGCCGAGGUUAGGGCAUCGGCCCAGGGUGUGCAGUAUGUAGGAACCCAACGUACAAUACAGCAACAGCCCGAGUUUGGGUCAAGGGGAAUGACUUACCAGAGACAGGAGCCUCAAAAUGAGAGACGGACUAAGUUUACCAGGAACAAUCCGAAUGCGAUUGUGGUAGGACAGCAACAACAAUCUGGAUUUGUAUAAACUAUGUAAAUAGAAAUGCAUUAUUUAUUACCAAUAAGGUUCUCUAAUUCCAGUUUCAGAACCGGUACCAUGACUCCAUCUGUUUCCGUUUUACAUAUAAAACACUUUGUCUUUUUCUGUUUGUACUCAUCCAAGAAACAUGGUUUGCAAAACAAGUGUCCACAUUGAGUUUUUAUUGGUGACUUGUAUUCAUUCUUGCAAAGAACACAUUUGAACGGUAUUUCCUCUACUGGUUUAUCCUUUAUUUCCUUCCUGGUUACAUUUUCCCAUUCCUUUUCAAUAGGUUUCUUUUGUCGCGACUCAUCUCGAAUAUGGAGGAACUUACAAGUAUCACCAUACCCACAGUAUCCAGUCUGAAGGAAAUCCUUACACACAUCAGGUUGGAAAUCUGUUAUGGUAGUAACAUUUAUAUUCUUGGGAGGUGCCUUGAUAGUUCCUUUAGUACGUGGAGUUACUUCUGUAGCUGGCUCAUUGUUCGAUUGCAAAUUGGAGGCAAGUACUUCAGCAGUGGAGCUGACUGGUUUGUGCUUGGAUGCAGAUUCCACCUUCUUAAACGUCUUUUGUCGUAUUGAAGUAGUUAUCUCAUCAUUUAGAUCUUCUUCAAGCCUUCUUUUCUUAGACUGAUCGUCUUUGCCCUUGACUGUUCUCUUCUUAAACAUGGUGAUGAGUAAUAUAAACACAGAGGAGGAAAAAAAAAACUCACCGAAUCGGAAUUUGU
Molecule: messenger RNA, 1460 nt
Organism: Spathaspora passalidarum NRRL Y-27907
Lineage: Eukaryota; Fungi; Ascomycota; Pichiomycetes; Serinales; Debaryomycetaceae
Exons: 1
Coding region: 44-742 (232 amino acids)
Source: RefSeq, a predicted model, not a curated record